GUAUGAGAGUGUGUGCGCGCGUGUGUAUGUGUGUGUGUGUGUACGUACGUACGUGCAUAGAGAAGAGCAUACCAAAGAAGAACAACGAAUAAGUGCAAAAUAUUGAGAAUGUAUAAAAUCAAACAAGAGAAUUUUAUUUAAAAGCAAAUCGCAAAAUGCAGUUCAGAAGUAAAUAAAUGAAUUCCGAUUGAUUGAAAAAUUGAAACAAGAACGAAUGAACGAACAACGUGCAAAAGCAAAAAAUGUAAAAGCUGUGAAGUUUUUUGACUAUCGCGGAGAAGAGAAGAAGAGAAGAGACCACAGACCAGAGCAGCAGAGAGCAGAGAGAGUAAUCCACAUCCACCAGCAACACCAGCAGCGGCAGCGGCAAUAGAAACAGCAGCAGCAAAAACAACAACGGGAGCCCUGCAUCGAUUUUUGCACAAAAAAGGACGAGUGCGAGAAGGACUCGGACCACUUACCACCUGCAGGACGGGGGAUAGCACGUGAGAUAGCUACGGCUAGUUUGAAUGGCUGCGUGCUUGGUGUAAUCUUACACACAGAGGAUCUGGAAUCAGAAGGACCACAUCCGCAGCAGUCGAUGGGGAACGCAUUGCACGGAUCUCGUUAGUUUUUGUUCAGGUGGAAGCGGAGCAUUGUUGAAACUGUUGUCACAUUGUGCAAUCCUAUGCGUCAUGGAUAUGGAUACCGACCCCAUCACCACCAGCACCAACACCGCCGCCGCAACCCCGAACAACAGCGCCAAUGUAUCGCCGGAAAUGAAAACAUCCGUAAUAGGCGGCUCGGCUCAGGAUCCUUCCCAUCAACUCCAGGAGCCGGGUGGUCCAGCAGCUAUUUCUGGCGGAGCUCUCAUGGCGAGGGGCGGAUUGCAGGAUCAGAAACAUGAGGCGACCACCUUUGGAACGGAUACGGUUGUAGGUAGUGGAGGUGGAGGUGGAGGCGUAGGUGGUGGAGGGGUAACCGCAACCAAUACAUCUGCAUCUCUAGCCAUCAAUUUGCCGCCACCUAUGGCAACAGUUGCCGGCAUAACGACACAAGCUGCGUGUCCUGGUACUGGUAGCCCGGAUUCAGUUGAUCCACAACUUGGAUCCGGGGCAUUGACCGCAUCAACACCCCCUCCGCCGCCACCAUUAAUAGUUUCCAUAGAAAUGGGAACACCAACUGUAGAAGGAGGAGGUGGAGUGACUCCAAGUAUUGGACCGGCGGUGGAUCGGUGCGCGUCUGUAUCAGUAACAGCUUCCUCCGCCGCCGCACCAACCUGCCCAGCAUCGAUGUCUGCAGCUGCUUCAGUGUCUCUGGGCCCCAGCGCUAGUGACUUUGACUCCGAUACUGAGCUAUCAAUUGUUGCCGCCGCCGCAGCAGCAGCUGCUGCUGCCACAUCUGGGAUCGGGAUGGAUACCAGCAUGUCAUCGUCAGGAGCAUCCUUGAUGUCUGGAUCACAUGCAACCGUACAUGGAUCUAUGACGGGAGCGGGAACGGCAGGGGGACUAGCAAAUGUCGGCGUCACCACAAAUGGCCAUAACAAUGGCAUAUCCAGUGCUCAAUUAAGCCUAAACGCCAAGCAGCAGCGUCAACAAAAACGUCGACGUGAACGUGCCCAACGCUUGCAAGCGGAACGGGAUAAUCGAUGCAACUCCUCCAGUAAUCUAAAUGCCACGUUCAUUGCCGGUGGAGCAGGUGGCGCUACUGGUGGUGGUGGUGUGGCCAUGAAUUCGGCGGUCAGCAUGGGAACAGGAGUAGUUGGGGGACAAAACAGUGUCAUGGGAGCAACUGGAGGAGUUGGCGGCGGUGCAGCGCCAUCUGUACUAAUGGGCAGUGGACCAGUCGGUGGACCAGGAGGACCAGGGGCAGGUCCAGGCAACGGUAUGUUAUAUCAUCACAUCAAUAGCGCUGGCAGCAUGGGCGAGGAUAGCAACAACUCGAAUGGCAACUUCACCAGCAGCAGCAAUGGGAGCAAUAACAAUCUGCUGCCACCCACAGAUAGCAUUGCCUCAUUGCUGUUGAAUCCUCCACAUUCCCCUGAAUGCAACUCCGGUCUAAUGGCCACGCCUAGCGACAGCGAGGGCGAGUCACUGGACGAGGAUCUAUUAUCGACAUCGUCGUCGUCAACACUGUUGCUUCCGCGUGACAAACCGCCGCCCCGUCCGCCACCUCCAGUACGGCGAAAAUUGCCCCGUUCUCCCGUAUUGGAAGAGGAGAUAAUCGACGGAUUUGCCAUAUUGGAAUUUAAAACCUAUGAAGAUCUUGAGUUUGCCAUUAAAUUGGGCCAGAAGCGCAAGGAGAAGCGACUUUCAGCGCUCGAGGAGCUGACCUGCACCUAUAGCAUAGAGGAAAUGAAAAUGCCAAAGAUCAUUGAUACAGGCCAACCGCAUCCAUUGCGCGGCUCUAAUCUAUCCGCUUUAUCAGUGGUGGGCAAUAAUAAUAAUUUAAAGGAGCAACUACAUCACCGUGCCGUUGGCGGACCCCUCGUUGUUGGUGGUGUUGGUGGAGGUGGUAAUAACGGCGGCGGUAUAGCAAUUAGUGCCAAUAGUAACAAUAACAACAACAACACAAGCACAUCAAACAACAAUAGCGGUGGCGGGACGUCAGUUUACAUGUUGCCAUCGGCCGCCAGUACCACCGAUACUCAUGCAACAGAACCAGUGGCACAUUGGCGGUCUCAAUAUCAACAGCAGCAGCAGGAUCAGUUGAUGAGCAGUAGCAAUGCAAAUCAAAAUCAAAUUAGUAAUAGUUGUAAUAGUCAACAGCAGCAGCAGCAGCAACAACAUGUGAUGAAUAUGAAUCAUGUGAACAAAUCCAAGCAUGCCGCGGAUAAGACGGCGGUCACCAAUGGCGGCGGACCAACAGCAGUUGGCCCCACUGCCAGUGGUGUUGGUGUCGGCGCCGCUGCACUCAUGGAAAUGGAGACCAAUGGCAAUGAUGCGCAUAUGUUGGAUAUUAGUCGGCCAACGCUGGCCGUUGGCACCAGCAGCAGCAGCAACAGCACCAGUAGCAACAGUGGCGGCAAUAACAUCUCUGCCAGCAAUGGCAACGGCAGUGGCAAUGCCAAUUCGAACGAUGUGGCAAGCAGCAAUCAGCACAAUAAUCCCACCAGUAAUUGUAAUGCUAAUCAACCAAAUACCGCGUCGGGUGACGUGAGCAGCAACAGCAGCACUGAAUAUAAUAUGACUGUCAAGGGCACUAAAUCAAAUGACUCCGCUGCCGCAACAACAACGGGAUCCGGCAUCGGCAUCGGCAUAGGAGCAACUUCAAAGAGCAAUCAUCUAGGAGCUGCACAACUCUCGUCAUCAUCAUCACCAUCGUCCCAAAGUUGCAAAACAAUUGUUAUGGAUACCAAUGAAGGUGCUAUAAGUAGCAAUUCACCCGCCACUGCAAUUGCAGCACAUCCGACCCUGGGUAUUCCAGACUUGCCUAAUGGUUCAGCGCAGGUCGUUGGUGCCACCAAUAAUAUGCUUAAGAAUGAUCAUGAUCAUACGGAACGUUUUAUUGAAGCUUCUAAUCAUUGCAACAGCAAUGGCAAAGGAACUCAUAUCUGUGAUAGUGGCAAUGUGGAGAAAAAGAAUUCCGAGACCUUGGUGGGAGCUAUGGUUUUUCCAUCAACUCAGUCGCAUGUGCCGAAUACCUCACCAAGUCAGCAGGGCCAGCAGCAGCAGCAGCAGACGACGACAACAACCACAACAAGUGCACGCAAAUCGUCAGAGUUUCUUCAUCUGCAGCCCAUUGGCUUAACAGGAGUCGGGAAUCAUAGUAGUGGGAGUGAUAUAGCGUUAUCUUCUUCAUCAAACACUGCCUCUGAUGUGGGAUCAUCCGCAGUUGAGUCGUCGUCAGCGUCGUCGCCUUUGAUAGCAACAAACGAAAAUGGCGAACAACAACAAUCCACUGGAGGGACUGGAGGAGCCCCAGGGGCUACGCCAAUUGUUGCCCCUGUUGAUGGCAGCAAUAGUCAAGGUGCCGUGGCCCAAAAAUCUGCCACAGAGAAGACAAUGCCACAUCCGAUGCUAGGAAUAACAACGGCUCCGUCUCCCGGACAUGUUGGGCUUCCUGGCAUCGUUCCUGUUAGUGUCGAAGCGAAUGUAACAACAACGACACCAAGCACAGUCUCAACUUCGGCAAUAUCAACGUCAUGCGGCGGACUUGGACUGCCAUCAGCUGCUAACGAUCAAUCGAUUAUGUUUAGCAGUAAGAUGACAACGCCACAGGGAUUAGCAGCGGCGGUGCAACGCCCACCGAAUCCAUUGAUGUUGGGAGCACAAAUGGCACCCGUCACUGUGGCGGCGGCGGCAUCGUUAUUGGGAAAUACAUUUGGCACGCGCAUUCCAGCACCCCCUGCAGGAUUAGCCUGUCCGCCAUCAACGGCUGGUGUAUUGCUUGCAAAUGCAAGCUUAAAACCCAAUGAAAUUGCAACAAGUCGGAAUCCCGCCUCUACGGUAACGGGGGCACCGUCGUCGUCCUCGUCUUCAUCAACGCCGCCAACACCAUCUAACAUGGAUAUGCUGAAAAACCCAAAUGUCCUGUCGAUGCCACCAAAUACUCAAAUUGUCAAUGGCUUCCUGGGUGGUUUUCCACCUGUUAGUGGGACAACAUCAACGUCAGGAGUUAACAGUGCGCUCUCCCGCAUUUCGCCUCACACAACCAAUAAAAUGGUGCCUGUGCCUGUGCCCGUGCCUGUUCCGGUGCCUGUGUCAACGUCAAUGUCGGCAAUUACCACAAUGCCUAAUUCGGUGGUGCCUGUUAGCGCAGCUGGAGCUGCUGUUGCAGGCCUGGGUAAAGUGUCAUUUGGCGGCAGUGCAAGUGGUGGUGCUGGUCCGCCAUUGCUUUUUCCUGGUGGACCACCUCCUCCCAUGUCUCAUGUGGCUGCCAAUCUGCCCAUGCUCAUUCAGGCAGCGCCCUACCGUGCACCGUAUCCAAAUUACUCGCUCUACACGCCGUAUGGCAGCCUAACACAUGGGCCGUACUUGCCUCCAGUGUUAUCAGUUGCUUCGCCUACAACAGCCUCAUCGCCGCACCGAAGCUCGGACAUGGCACGUAGUAGCAGAGAGUCGCCAGCGUCGGCAGUGUCCAUUAAGGCACCACCACCAAGCAUUAGCAAUAGUGUCCAACCAGGUGCAGGCCUGGCCUCCGUGCCGGCGGGAAUGCGACCGAUUACACCAUUACCCGGCGGGGGAUGUGUCAUCAGUGCAAGCAGUGCUCCUCCAGUACAGAAUGUCACUACCGUGGUGGCGGCCACUGCUGCAACGACAAUGCUUCCCUUGAAUUCGACUCAUUCGUUAAACCACCCGCACUCUCAAUCUCAUUCGCAUCACAUGCCCGUCUAUGCAGCGGGUCCCUUUGGUGUUGGGACUUCGGUGCCGUCUUCGGUGACGGGGGCUUCGGGACCAACACCUCAUGCCAUAACCUCGAUGGCAGCAAUAACAUCUCAAUCGCUUCAACCUCCGCCACCAAACAGUGUCCAGCUGCCGUUGCAAUCGGCGCCUGGGCACUUAUCACACGGGCCGGCGCAUUUGUUGACCACACAUCCGCAGUUCGCGACGCCAAUACCAUCACAGCAUCAGCCCCAUUUGCGGGGCAUCAAUACAUCUGCUGCCGCUUCAGUUGCAGGAAGCAACUUUAGUUCCUCCACGUCAUCCGCCUCCUCGGUUCUCACCGUUCAAAGUCUAACGACAGCAGUGACAGCCUCUCCCUCAUCGAUGUCAGCAUUGACAUCAUCAUCAUCAACAUCUUCCACAUCUGUGAUCCAAAAAGUCAUUUCCCCGAAAAGCGAAAGUAACACCAACAUUAAGGAUCGGGAUAACAGUUACAGCAUUACAACUGUGCGUUCAAACAUGGGGGCGUCUUCGUCAUCUUCCAUUUCUGGUGUGCAGCCGGCCAUUAAUUUGGGUCCUCCAUUCUGCGGCCUGGUUCCGGGUCCUUAUGGUGGCGGUGUUUCAUCAGCCUCAACUUUACCAUCGACAUCGCAGCACACGGUGUUGGCAACGGCAGCAGGAUCGGGACUCACACCAUAUCCACCAAAGACGGGCCUCUGGCUUAACUCUCCCGCGACGAGUUUGCCAGGGCCGGUGACGACUUCAACGCCAUCCAUGGUUGUAGUGUCCAGUGGCAAUGCACGCCCAACUCCCCCGCCGCCAAUAAAUGUCGUUGGGACAGUAGGAGGAGGCUCUGGUGCUGGUCCCAGAACAGUUGGAAACGCCAUUUCGCCGCAUAUGAAUGUACAUAUGCCUGGUGCUCCUCCUAGCAAUAAUCAAAUGCCUGUGUCCACCUAUCAGCCAUCGUAUUUCACUGCGCCCCUGCCCCCGCCAUCGUUGUCGCCAGCCGCCAACAAUAACCAAACGGCAGCUACGCCUAAUAGCGUCAUGGUAUCACAACAGAUGACCAUGGUGUCACAUGCUCCUCCCAGUAUAGCGACGACAACGGCAGCCACUACGACUACGCCCUCGUCGUCGUCGAGCACAGUGGGAACGAUGCCGUCGACGGUCACAACAGUUUCAAAUGCCAUGACACCCACCCCACAUCCGUUUUCUGCAGAAUCUCUCUUUCAGCCAAGCAAAAAUGAUCAAGCUGAUUUGCUGCGGCGCGAAUUGGACAGCCGGUUCUUGGAUCGCUCUGGUUUGGCUGUGCCACCAACUCCUCCGUCUUCCACAUAUAUGCGACAGGAGUUGCACCAACAUCAGCAUACGCAUCUACAUCAACAUCAGCAAUUGAUGCCAGGCGCCUCGAUGGCUCCUGCUCCAACGCCAGCUAUGCCAAGUGCACCGCCAACCCCAACGCAAAUCUUUCCGCCACCAUUAUUUAAGGAUAUUUCGAAAAUCUCCGCCGUCGAUCCACAGUUCUAUCGCACUGGCAUUGGAUUACCUCCUGGUUACACUGGCUACAGUUCAGCAGGACUGCUUCAUGCCGGCCUCGGUGGACCAACUCCCUUUAUGCCUCCCAAUCAUUUAACCUCAUUCGCUCCCAAGAACACUCAGUCGAUUAUAUCAACGCCCCAUUCCAAUAAUAUUCCCACAACAUCAACCAUUGACCCAUCCAAAUCCUCACAGUCCAGCUUAAUGAAAUCUGGCCGAUGGAAUGCUAUGCAUGUUCGCAUUGCGUGGGAAAUUUAUUACCAUCAGAAUAAGCAAAACUCGGACAAAGCAGCGGGAUGCCCAAUGCCGGGAAGCUCCAGUUUUGGCAACAGUAGUGUGAGCGGCGGUAAUCCUAUUACACCCAAUGUGCCCAUAAAUCCAGGCAAUAUUGGCAGCGGCGCCAGUGCAGCAAGUGGAAGUGGCAGCGGCGCCAAUACGCCUGUGGGUAACGUUGGGACGCCAUCUGUGCCUGGUGGAGCUGGAGUCGGUGUAGGAGGAGCAGGAGGAGGACCAGUACAAGGAGCUGGUGCUCCUGGUGUUGCCGUGCCAAGCGGUCCAACACCGCCAAUUGGCAUUAAGGCGUCUCCAACGUUGGCUCUCAGUACUACUUCCCCGCACCUUAUGCAUCGUCCUGGUGAAAUGCCUCCGGCGGCAGUGUUUGCCAACGCUUUACCAGGACGUUCUCCAUUUGAAGCUUCUCCAUUGGCUGCUAGCUUUAUUGGAGCACCACCUAGUCAUAUUGGUACGUCUGUAGCGCCAUACGGACGUUAUGUGACACCAUUCGGUUUCACUGGGCUAACACAUUUUGGGCGUGAAAUAUCAUUAGCCGGACCUCUGGAUGCGUGGAGAACCAGCGCUAUGCAACGCACUGUGGCUUACCAUCCAGCAUCUGCUUCUGCUUCUAAUAGUUGGCCUAUUAAAACCGAUCCGGCACUGGACAAUGCGCGCCGUGAAGCAGAGGAACGGGAACGAGAACGGGAACUGCGUGAGCGUGAGCAACGGGAACGCGACCGGCAAAGGCGUGAGCGGGAGGAGCGCGAACGGAAGGAGAAAGAAGAGAAACUGAAAAGAGAGCAACAGGAACGCGAGCGAGAACGGGAACGUGAACGAGAUCGCAAGGAGCGAGAACGCCGAGAACUGGAGCGCCGGGAACUGGAGCGUGAGCGAAUGCUGCAGCAGCAACGCAUUAACGAGAGUAAUAAACAGGCCGCAGCCCAGGCAGCCGCAGUGGCUGCUGCUUCAGCGCCUGUACGGGAUCGAUCUCCACAUCGCAGUGUCGUUGAGAUGAAUGCCGAAAUACGGAUCAAGGAGGAACAUCCACGCACAAAGGAAGAACAGGAUGUUAUGAUGAUGCGAGCAUCGGCGGCGGCAGCAGCUGUCGGAGAUCCUCGAUAUCAUCCAUCCUCGUUGGCGGCUGCACAGGCCAGUGCAGCAGCUGCAGCGGCCCAUCAUCAUCAUGCUAACUUUAUGGCGGCCGGACGGCAGUGUCUUCCACCGCCUCCCACUCAUCUCUCCCGCACAAUGAUGGCUCCUACACUGAGUGUUGGUGGUCCCCUCACUCAUUAUCCUCCACCUGGUCCGCCGGGUUGGGGCAUGGAUCAUCGCGAUUAUUAUGCUCCCCUCCUGCGUUUCAAUCCCAUCAUGGAAGCCGCUUUUCGACACGAACAUGAGGAGCGACAAAAGGCGAUGAGCAUUUAUGCAGCGCAGUCCGCCGCGCAUCUUCGGGGCAAAGAGCCAAGCCCCAUUCCGCCACCUUCAGUGGGCACGUUAGGGCCACCGCCUCCGCAUCACCGAAUGCAACCCACACCGGGCGUUGGUGUUGUCACGUCGGGAGUCCAGACACCCCAGCAGCAGCAGCAACAGCAGCAGCAACAACAACAGCAGCAAAUGUCCACUGGCAUAAUUGUUGGUAAAGUUCCGGGACCGCCGCAACCAACAACUGGCAUGCCUGUCCAACACAUGAUAGCUGUCGAUCCCUUGAAUCAUUCAUCAAUAACCACCAAAAAAGAGCAAGACCAUGCCAUGGGCAUGGUGGUGAGCGGCCCAGGUCCCGGUGUUGGUCUUAACACUGGACCGGGCGGCGUUAUGGGAAUCUCACCAGCAUCAUCUGUGGCACCAAGUCGAUGAUAGGCCAAUCUAUACAGCAAUACUAUAAAUAGGAAAUAAGACAAAGAAAUUUCUAAAAUUUCGAGCACGUCCAUCCCCCUAUCCCCCCUUACCAUUUUCCCCUUUCCAGCAACCCAACUGCGUUUUUAUGCAUGUCAUUAAAAUUAUACACAAACACUCAAACCCACACACACACCCCCCUAUCCUUUGUCCUACCUCUCCAUAGCACAUCCCAAGCCUGAGAGAACACCAAGGAAGUAAGCGUAACGCUUUUGUAAACUAAAAACUUAUACAUAAAUGAAAUAAUUAAUAAUUUAUUUGUAAUGUAACAAGGAUAAAGUAUCUUAUGUAUUUAAAAAAACAAAACAAAACAAACAAAAACAAGAAACAAAAAACGACAAGUAUGGUUAAAGGAAAACGAAACACGUAACAUGACGAAUGUAUACAGUUAUAGUUACAACGUUAUAGUGAGUCAGUUAGUUGUCCCCGAUAUGGAGAAACAACUUCCAACAAAACGCUUCGCCAUUUUGGAGACUUUCUAAGCGAUCGACCAUAUGCACUGAGCCGCACAUUUUGGCGAUUUGGCUGCUUCCCUCUUACGUCUGGCCGCUGGGGCAAAACACAACACAGCACAUACAUAUGUACGAACUUUACUUAUUUAUAAUAAAUAAUACUUAUUAGUAUUAACUAGGCCUUUAGGUUCCAAUAUAUAAUUUUAGUGCAUUUGUAUUAUUUGUAUAAUGUGAAAAACAAAAAUUGAGAAUGAAGAAGACAUGUCUAUGAAAUAACUAUAAUUAGAUUGUACAUACAUACAUAAUAUACAUAUAGAUAUAUAUAUAUAUGUAUAUAUAUAUAUAUAUAUAUAUAUACAUAUAUGCAUAUGCAUACGCAAAAACAAAAAACUCAUAUACUAUGUGUAUGCCAUCAACAUACAGCUGGUGGAAACCAAUCCGCAGUGCACGACGCAGCAAUAUACAGAGCAUACAGAGAUACAUAUAUACAUAGAUGUAUGUACAUAUAUACGUAUACAACUUCAUUCCAAUCGUGCAUUGUGUGUUUUGAUUAAGACCUAUUUUCAUGUAUGCCGUUGAUGUAAAAAACAAAAACAAAACACAAAAAAAAGUGGGAAAACGAUAAUAGAAUCAUUGCUAAUAACUAAAAAAAAAAUACAUAUA
Drosophila willistoni is the source of this 10120-nucleotide messenger RNA. It is a transcript of the gene tay, whose product is annotated as mucin-19. Bases 675 to 8966 code for a protein of 2763 amino acids. The record is from RefSeq and is a predicted model, not a curated record. The transcript is spliced from 15 exons. NCBI's taxonomy places the organism in Eukaryota, Metazoa, Arthropoda, Insecta, Diptera, Drosophilidae.